Molecule: messenger RNA, 1582 nt
Organism: Saccostrea cuccullata (small rock oyster)
Lineage: Eukaryota; Metazoa; Mollusca; Bivalvia; Ostreida; Ostreidae
Product: PR domain zinc finger protein 14-like
Exons: 10
Coding region: 11-1465 (484 amino acids)
Biological process (GO): regulation of gene expression
Cellular component (GO): nucleus
Molecular function (GO): protein binding
Source: RefSeq, a predicted model, not a curated record
ACCUUCUCCAAUGGAGCCAACAUACAACACUAAUUAUUUUCAGAACCCAGUGCAGUUUGGGCCGGGGUACUACUCACAACAUUUAGGACAAAAUGGGGAAUGUAUGCCGUCCAUACGAUCGACAAUCCUGCAAUGUAAGGCCCUGGCGGACAUUUCUAAUCGAUUGUACCCAGCACAACACAAUCUUCCUGUACCCGCGCAGAGACAGAACACGUUUUACUUCACCCAGGAGCAGCUGGAUUACGUUCUGUUUGGUUUCUCCCACUCUGGGUGCAGGGGUACUCCUGUCCAUGCCCUGAGUGGGCUCAAAAUAGGGGAGAUAAGUCAUGGGAUAGAGAGAAUUCUGUCUCAUCAGAACGGAAUGUCACCCCACUGCUCCAUGAAUUCCUGGAAGUUGUCUCGCACCGAUCCUCCCCCGAACGAAUUGCCCGAGGAUCUUUGCAUUUGUCCUACAACAUUCGCUGGAAUAAUUCACUAUGGGGUCUUUUGUCGAAAGGAGUCUAUUCCAAAGGGUAAAAGGUUCGGUCCCUUUAAAGGAAAAGUCGUCAACACCAGCGAAAUUAAGACUUUUGAUGACAACAGUUUUAUGUGGGAGAUUUUCAAAAAUGGAAAACUGAGUCAUUUCAUCGACGGCCGUGGAGCAACAGGAAAUUGGAUGUCUUAUGUUAACUGCGCGAGGUAUUCCGGAGAACAGAAUCUGGUCGUCAUCCAGGAUGGAGAAUGUAUCUUCUAUGAAGUAUGCAAAGACAUCCCGAUGGGAGCUGAACUCCUGGUCUGGUACGGGGAAAUGUACACCCAGUUUAUGGGUAUACCCGUCACGCUUCAGAGGAUAGGAGAUUGCGGCAACAUUUCUCUGGAACCUGAAAAUGCGGAAGGAUAUCAGUGUGAGAGGUGUGGGAAGGUUUUCGCUUACAAAUACUACAGAGACAAGCAUCUGAAGUACACCAAGUGCGUCGACCAAGGAAACCGAAAGUUCCCAUGCCAUUUAUGUGCAAGGUCUUUUGAGAAAAGGGAUCGUCUUAGAAUUCAUAUCCUCCAUGUCCAUGAGAAACACCGUCCACAUAAGUGUGCCGUCUGUGGAAAAAGCUUCAGUCAGAGCUCCAGCCUAAAUAAACACAUGAGGGUACACAGUGGAGAACGGCCGUACAAGUGUGUUUAUUGUAGCAAGUCCUUCACGGCCUCCAGUAUUCUCCGUACUCACAUUCGACAACACUCGGGGGAGAGGCCCUUCAAGUGUAAAUUUUGUGGGAAGGCAUUUGCUUCACAUGCCGCACACGACAGCCACGUGAGACGAACCCACGUAAAAGAUAAGUCUUUCCACUGUAAAUAUUGCGGAACUGAGUUCAGCCAGCAACAAGAGCUAAAGAUACACUACAGAAGUCAUCAUAAUGGCGCAGAGCCCAGUAUGACGUCAUGGUCCGCUGUAGAAUCGUCUAUUCCCGUCCCCGCUAACUUUCCUAUUUAGAGACCUCCAGUCAAUUCCAUCUCGAGGCUGUGAACUAUAUUCUAUAAUUUAGAGAUGACCAUACAUAAAAAUAUAUUUCAUUUAAGCAUUGUUUCUUAUCAUUGCAAACACAUGUAC